GCCAAAACAGGUGCGAAGAGUACCAUGCAGACCUAGCAAAGCUUGACAUGCAUGAGGAGCGAUGCAAGGGCACUGGGGCGGUAGUCCGGCCGGCUAGCCACCGGUAUCUUCUGGGCGAGGCUGUCGAGAUCUCCCCCCCAUCUAUCAUCAUCGUUGGCCGCAGUUCCUCUUGGCCACCAGAGUCGUGGAAAGCCGGUCAGGAUACAAUAUACGCUGGCCUACCGAUUUGGGGGAAGAAGAUCCUUGAUCACUACGCUGCGUAUAGUGGUCAGCAGGGUUCUGGUGUUGUAUAUGUGGCUUGCCAUGUGGUUACAAGGGAUCUGCCCGCUCCUGACCUCAAAGACUCUCAUCUGGAAGCGCAACAAUCUGGUCGGUGGAGCAAACACACCGCUUGGGGGUUCACGCAGGCGAUCCUAAAAGACAUCGAAGCUGCCAGCGAGGCAGGAAUAACGCCGACGUUGCUCUCUGUCGGCUUAGAUGGCUGGGUCUCAGACGUGAGGAUGCUUCUUCCGUGGCUAUAAGGCCACAAUCUCCAGUUCAACCUUGAGCUGCGAAUGAACAAGCUCCACUACGGAAUGUCAGAUCGCUUUGUGACGUUGCACCAUGGAGUGUACUGGGCAAGCCACAGCCCCACUCGCGUUCUCCAGGGGCUUAAAGAACGCCCUGGAGGCGACAAAGCCAUCGACGAGCUCAUUGAUACGUGGGCAAAGCUACAGAACCAGUUCGAGCAGGUUUAGGGCUCAACGACAAGACUGCAUUCACCAAAUGGCAUGCGUCAGGUUUGUUCAAGCCGCACUGGGACAUUUUCGAGAAGGGCUAUCUGGCAACCGAUCGCUUCAACGACGGCAAGAAGGGGGCUGAGUUUCAGCAUGUGUUCGAGCAAAUUCGCGACGGCCAGGCCAAUGGCGCCUGUCGUUACUCUGCACGCGAUGCUGAGCUCAAGUUGGCUACCGGGCUCGACUGGCAAGCAUGGUUGCUCUACCAGGUGG
Messenger RNA from Dothidotthia symphoricarpi CBS 119687, 989 nucleotides. RefSeq lists its product as uncharacterized. The coding region runs from base 48 to 521 and encodes 157 amino acids. The record is from RefSeq and is a predicted model, not a curated record. NCBI's taxonomy places the organism in Eukaryota, Fungi, Ascomycota, Dothideomycetes, Pleosporales, Dothidotthiaceae. The transcript has a single exon.